AGUGUUCGUGAAAAGAUGAAGAGCGUUUUGCUGCGUGAUUCAGACUCAAUUGAGUGGUGAAGUUCUGCCAGGGCUAUAAACGAAAGGCAACUUCACCUGGAAAACUGGUCUGCAGACAACUGGGACCAGGUCACUCACUACAGGAUCCUGCUCCGAGACAGGCUGUUGGGAACUCUUUCUGUCUCCAUCAUGGAAAGAAUCAUCAUAAGGCACCCGAUAGAAACCCCAGUACGCUAUCAAGAGGAAUUUGAAGCCCGAGGCCUUGAAGACUGCAGGCUGGAUCACAGCUUGUAUGCACUGCCAGGGCCAACCACGGUGGACCUGGGGAAGGCCAGGUCAGCCCAGAAUCCACUACCGGCUACAGAAACUGAGAAGCCGCCAGCGGAGGACAAGCCUCAUUUUCAGAUCUUGCUGGAUGUGGUGCAGUUUCUCCCUGAAGACGUCAUCAUACAGACUUUUGAAGGCUGGCUCCUGAUCAAGGCUCAACAUGGCACCAGAAUGGACGAGCAUGGAUUUGUCUCAAGAAGCUUCACCCGGCAAUAUAAGCUACCGGAUGGUGUUGAAAACAAAGACCUCUCAGCCCUCUUCUGCCAUGAUGGCAUUUUGGUAGUGGAAGUGAAAGAUCCCGGAAGGGUUAACUGAACUACUGCCAGUUGCUGUUAAUAAGACAGUAUGUGCCUUAAUGUGGGUCUGACAGCCCUGUGUAAUUAGAGAGCUUGCAUGCAUGUGGCCCUAUUGGCUGCAUUUACAGUGGGGUUUAAAAAUAUAUAUUUGAAUAUAUUUCUUGGUACGUUGAGUUUUAUUGUUCAUUUUCUCUUAGUGGAAAAUGUUUAGCAACUUGCCCACAGUGCAGAGCUAUGCUGUUUAUGCAACUGAAAACUUAUGACAAUUUGAGAUAAGCAUUUCUGAUACUGUUGUAACGCAAAACAGGUGCGCUUAACUGUAUCACUAACGCAGGCAGGACUGAAUUGGUAAAAAUAAACUACAAUAAUUAUACUAAGGAAAGGAAUUAACAUGACAAUUUUCUUUGAAAAAAUAGUUGGCAUCUCUGCAAAAUAUAGUGUUUCUGCUAACUUUGAUUUUUUUCAUUUCAAUGUAUUUUUUUAUAUCAAAACUCAGUCUGGUAGAGUGGGAUAAAUAUAAUGGUAAAAGCAUGGAAUCAGAAGACCUGGGUUCAGAUUCUGAUUUUGCCAUUUGUUUACUGUGUGACCUUGGCCAAAUAAAGUAAUUUUACCUCUCCAGGCCUCAAUUUUUUCACCUUCAAAAUGAAAAAGAUUGGAUUAGAGGACCCCUGCAGUCCCUUCUCACUCAAAUCCAUGACUCCAGAUAAAUCUUUUUGUUUCUGCAAUAGAGAGAAGGUGCACAUUUGUGGAAUCCUUCUGGAUCUAUACAUUUGUUGUAAACAAACCAAUUAUCAGCUACACUGUGAUUGUAAUGUGAUCUGUUGACAUUGUUCAUUCAUAAGAAUACACAUUUGCUAUGACUCUCAUGAUUGUUUUACAAUUCAAAAUAUGAUUAGGAAACCAUUUUUUAAAAGUCUAGCUAUCCUUUCCAUAGCUUUGGUUUAAAGGACAAUUAUGAGACCUGGAAAAAUUGACAAUAGCCAGAAAAUGGCAAAUGCUUAUUCAUUGUCUCCAUAUAAUCUUUUUUUUUAGGCUCCAUAUAGUCUUUAAAUAUUCUAAUCGACAGCAAGGAAUUUAAAAAAAGAAAGAAAGAAAAAACUUGUCACACAGUCACAGAUACCACUGUGUGUACACAGCAUGCCUGACAGUUAUCACAUUACAGCUUGCCCUCUCUUAAUCAGUUAGCUUGUCCAAAAGAACAACAGUUAAGACUUUAGUAAAGGUAUAUGCUUAUUGCUUUAUGAAAGCUGCCUCCAACAGCUGGUCUAUUGCAUUCCACAGAUCUGCUAUAUCAUUGCUGUAAAUGCUAAACAAUUCAAGGAGAGAGGAUGUGGAGAGCGGGGGCAGGGAGGGAUAGGAGGAGACUUGCUACCUCCUUUCAAGUGUACUUAAGAUAACUACAUGACUGCAGUUCUAUGAAUAGAAGAGGAAUGCCUAAUGGCCAGAGCCAAGCUAAAUAGAGACUUUCCUGCUAUCAGAGCACUGUGUGAUCAAAUGCAAUAAAUUUUCAAUGAAAUUAACUACCAGUACAGAAGGAAAGGACAUAAAGAAAGGGGGAAAGAAAAGAGAGUGAAAAAUGACAUUCUAAUUAAAAACAAAGAUUUCCUCCAGGGUUAAGGUCAUAGAGAUGAUGUGUGUUUCUGUGUUCUGCAAUGGUUGAUAUUUGAUGUAUGCUUAUGUUCUAAGGUUUUGGAAUCAACUGUCUCAAAAUGAAUAUCAUUGAUUUUCUCUGUAGUUACCUUAGGCGAUUGCUCUCAUAUUCCAUUAACUGAAACAUUCAGGCUAUAAAAUUCAGUUGGUUGCUAUAGGAGUUGUUAUCUACAUAACCAUUGCUCCUUACAAUGGAUUGUUUCUCCUCCUUUUUCAAAGUUUGGGGGUUACAUAAAACCUUUAAUCAUUGGUAAGUAGGCCAGGUGGUGGCAAGAGCACUGACUUUGGAGAAUGAAGUCCUGGAUUCAAAUCUUAGCUCUUCUAUUAAGUACCUGUGUGAAUUUAGACAAGAUAAUUUAUCUCUGAGGCCUCAAUUUUCUCAUCCACAAAAUUAGGAGAUUGUACCGAAUCACCGCUAAGGUUGCUUAUAGCUCUAAAGCCCAUGGAACAUACUGUUCAGAGAAAUUUGAAAGCAAAGUAAAAAUUAUUUCUGUACGACAGUAUUUCGAAACCUGUUGUAUGAUGAAGGAGCUGAUGAUGGUGAAGUUCCAAUAACUAAAUGUGGAUAUGGAACAAGAAAUGGUUCCUGGUGAAGUGAAGUCACCAAAAAACUGCCAUUCUGUGUUCCUGAGUAGAUAUAUUUUAAAGGGUCCCUUCUCUAUAAACAAAAUGACUUGCUUUUUUUUUUCAAUAUUUUUUGUUCCUUUUAUUGAAAAGAUGAGAUGAAUGUUUUGUUUUAAUAGUCUAAGAUGAUCUGUUAUCUGUAAAGCUUAAAAUAAAACAUGGCCAUGGUCAGAGCCAUAACUAG
This is a messenger RNA of Phascolarctos cinereus (koala), 3081 nucleotides long. RefSeq names its product heat shock protein family B (small) member 3 (gene HSPB3). Gene Ontology annotation, cellular component: cytoplasm; nuclear speck. The record is from RefSeq and is a predicted model, not a curated record. NCBI's taxonomy places the organism in Eukaryota, Metazoa, Chordata, Mammalia, Diprotodontia, Phascolarctidae.